AUGGGUAUUAUCGAAAAGAUUAAAGCCAUCGAAGAGGAAAUGGCAAGAACCCAAAAGAAUAAAGCCACUGAACAUCAUUUAGGUUUAUUAAAGGGGAAACUUGCACGUUAUAGACAGCAACUUUUGGCAGAUGAGGCCAAUGCCAGUGGGGGAUCCGGUGGAGGCCAAGGUUUUGAAGUGGCCAAGUCCGGUGAUGCCCGUGUAGUUUUGAUAGGUUAUCCAUCCGUUGGUAAAUCUUCAUUACUUGGUAAGAUCACUUCUACAAAAUCUGAAAUUGCACAUUAUGCUUUCACUACAUUAACCUCUGUUCCUGGUGUCUUAAAAUACGGUGGUGCUGAGAUUCAGAUUGUGGAUUUGCCCGGUAUCAUAUAUGGUGCAUCUCAGGGGAAAGGUCGUGGUAGGCAAGUUGUUGCUACUGCAAGAACUGCAGAUUUAAUAUUAAUGAUCCUUGACGCCACAAAGAGUGAACAUCAACGUGAAUCGUUAGAACAUGAACUAGAAGCAGUUGGUAUUAGAUUAAAUAAAGAGAAGCCAAACAUCUAUUUUAAGAAGAAAGAGACCGGUGGGAUUAAAAUUACGUUUGUAUCUCCGCCUUUACCAGGUAAAUUAGAUGAAAUGACAAUUAAAGCAAUUUUAAGAGAUUAUCGUAUUCAUAACUGUGAAAUCCUUGUACGUGAUUCCACAUGUACAGUAGAUGAUUUUAUUGAUAUCAUUAAUGACCAACACAGAAAUUAUAUUAAGUGUUUGUAUGUGUAUAAUAAGAUCGAUGCGGUGUCGUUGGAGGAAGUAGAUCGUCUAGCAGCUGAGCCAAACACUGUGGUGAUGUCGUGUGAAAUGGAUCUAGGAAUACAAGAUGUUGUUGAAGAGAUUUGGUAUCAAUUAAAUCUGUCUCGUGUUUAUACAAAGAAACGUGGCCAAAAACCUGUAUUUGAUGAUCCUUUGGUAGUAAGAAAUGGAUCUACGGUCGGGGAUCUUUGUCAUUCUAUCCAUAGAGAUUUUAAGGAUAAAUUUAAGUACGCUUUGGUAUGGGGAUCUUCUGCAAAACAUUCUCCACAAAAAUGUGGUUUAAAUCAUAAAGUCAAUGAUGAGGAUGUAAUUACAUUAUUCACUAAAUAA
Messenger RNA from Arxiozyma heterogenica, 1116 nucleotides. RefSeq names its product Rbg2p (gene RBG2). The transcript has a single exon. Gene Ontology annotation, molecular function: GTPase activity; GTP binding. Lineage: Eukaryota; Fungi; Ascomycota; Saccharomycetes; Saccharomycetales; Saccharomycetaceae. Gene Ontology annotation, biological process: cytoplasmic translation. The coding region runs from base 1 to 1116 and encodes 371 amino acids. Gene Ontology annotation, cellular component: cytoplasm. The record is from RefSeq and is a predicted model, not a curated record.